Molecule: messenger RNA, 2947 nt
Organism: Echinops telfairi (small Madagascar hedgehog)
Lineage: Eukaryota; Metazoa; Chordata; Mammalia; Afrosoricida; Tenrecidae
Gene: GTF2E1
Product: general transcription factor IIE subunit 1
Exons: 5
Coding region: 260-1573 (437 amino acids)
Biological process (GO): transcription open complex formation at RNA polymerase II promoter; transcription initiation at RNA polymerase II promoter
Cellular component (GO): transcription factor TFIIE complex
Source: RefSeq, a predicted model, not a curated record
UAAUUGAGACCCUGAGGGCAGCUGAAGUAGCAGUGUUCAAGGAUUCUUUUCGGUAAACCUUGUCCCCAGCUCCUUGUUCCAGGUUCCCUGGCCGGCGUGGCAUUUCAGCCUUUCUCCUUCUCACUCCUCCUACCUGAACUCUCUUGUCCCAAGCUACCCUCCUGGUUUGAUCAUCUUCGUGGUCCUCCAAAGCACCACUGACCCUGGAGCGGCCCGUGUGCGACCUCGGUAAUCUUGAAGUUGAAGUUUGCCGCUAAAGAUGGCGGACCCAGACGUCCUCACUGAGGUUCCUGCAGCACUGAAGAGGUUAGCCAAGUAUGUGAUCCGGGGUUUUUAUGGCAUUGAGCACGCCUUGGCCUUGGACAUCUUGAUUCGGAACCCCUGUGUGAAAGAGGAAGAUAUGCUGGAACUGCUCAAGUUUGAUCGGAAGCAACUUCGCUCAGUUUUGAAUAAUUUAAAGGGAGACAAAUUCAUCAAAUGCAGAAUGAGGGUAGAGACUGCUGCGGAUGGGAAGACCACUCGCCAUAACUACUACUUUAUCAAUUAUCGCACUCUCGUUAAUGUGGUAAAAUAUAAGUUGGACCACAUGAGAAGGAGGAUCGAAACUGAUGAGAGAGAUUCUACCAACCGGGCUUCCUUCAAAUGUCCCUGCUGUAGUAGUACUUUCACAGACUUAGAAGCUAAUCAGCUUUAUGAUCCCAUGACAGACACUUUCCGCUGUACUUUUUGUCAGACAGAGGUAGAAGAGGAUGAAUCAGCAAUGCCCAAAAAGGAUGCACGCACACUUUUGGCAAGGUUUAAUGAACAAAUUGAGCCUAUUUAUGCACUGCUUCGGGAAACAGAGGAUGUGAACUUGGCUUAUGAAAUACUUGAACCAGAGCCCACAGAAAUCCCAGCCUUGAAGCAAAGCAAAGACCGAGCAGCAGCUACAGCUGGAGCUGCUGGCGCAGCUGGGUACCACCGAGAAGCAUGGGCCACCAAAGGCCCCUCCUAUGAAGACUUAUACACUCAGAAUGUUGUCAUUAACAUGGAUGACCAAGAAGAUAUUCAUCGAGCCACCCUGGAAGGGAAAUCUGCUAAAGAGAGACCCAUUUGGUUGAGAGAGAGCACUGUCCAAGGAGCAUACAGUUCUGAAGACAGGAACGACGGUGGCAUAGACAUCGACGCGUUUCAGGAUCGUGCAGACGGCCGCUUGGGGCCAGAUGAUAAUGAAGAAGUCAUGCGCGCGCUGCUCAUUCACGAGAAGAAGACCCCCUCCGCCGCGGCUGGGUCCGUGGGGGCGGCUGCUCCUGUGACCACCGCCAACGGAAGCGACUCGGAGAGCGAGACCAGUGAGUCCGAGGACGAGUCUCCGGCACGACCGGCCGCGGUGGCCGUGCACUGCAGGGACGAGGAUGACGAGGACGAUGAGUUUGAAGAGGUGGCAGAUGACCCCACUGUCACAGUGGCUGGCCGGCCAUUCUCGUACAGUGAAGUGAGCCAACGGCCAGAGCUGGUGGCCCAGAUGACGCCCGAGGAGAAGGAAGCCUACAUAGCCAUGGGACAGCGCAUGUUUGAAGACCUGUUUGAGUGAGCUUUUCUGGCCCCGCCCUCCUUUCUCUAAUGCGCUUUUCAAAAAGAAAUUCCCCACCAGGAAGGGAAAUGUUAACGUGGCUUCUUCUCUUCUUGAUGUAAAGUAAAUGUCCCCUGACCUUGUGCAAAAAUAAUAAAGGCAGAGAAAGUUUUUUUUAAUACCAGACAUUCCCCAAGAUACGCUGACUUGACAAAGCACACCUUCCUUGGUUUCUCUGGUGUGCUGUUUCCUGUGUUUUUAUACCUGAUGGUUUUCCUUUGCUUGUGUGAUGUGUUGCCCUUUCUGAGACUCAUAGAGGGAAGUCACUAUGGUGAAUUAUUCCUGUCUGCAGAAGUCUCCAAUAGGUUACAGUCAAUGUGUGUUUUGUUUGUAAUCUUUUUUAUUGGUUUUACCAAGCAUUCCUGCUAUUGAUGCCUAUCCAAGCAGCUUGCCAAUGGGCAAAUCUUUGAUAAGGGGAAAAUAGCACUUCAUAGUCCUCCAUAAUCGACAAUGGAGCCAGUAUGCCUGGGGUGUUGGGGGAGGGGGGCGGAAAUAUGUGCAGAGAGGGGUGGGUGUGCCUGAAUGUCAAGUAUAUCAAACCAGAAGUUUUUGUCUUUAGAACUGAUCCCAGCAGUAGAGUCUAGUGUUUCCCUUAAUGCCUUGGUUUGGUGUAGGGUGAUAGCAAACAAAGUGUGCUCAUGAGGAAAUUGGGAAAAACACUUGGAUUUCAGCCCAAAGGAGUCCAUGGAAAGGGGUGAAGCAAGGAGAGACUUGGGAAUGAUGCCUUUGGAGUUGCCCGAGAGUGUGAUGGGAAUCCCUUAUAUACAGCUGAGAUUGGACUCCCCCGGGCCCCCUUCUUCUACAGAACUCUUGCCAGUACUGUAACUCGUUUAAUGAAGCUGUUCUAGAAAUUGACAUAGAAUAAUUGGGUACUCCCCUUUUUCUCUCUCUCUCUCUAAGCAUCAUUGGAAGCUUUCGCAAGGUCUCUCUUUAGAUGCUCAUCAGACGCUAAGAACACAUCCAGUGUAUUGUUGAGCAUUGUAACUUCAAGGAACGUAGUUUAUUUGGGGGGUUCUGAUAAUGUAGUAUGGUGUUAGUCCCUAAGGUAGGACUUACACCUUUCUAUAACAAUUGUAUUUUUUUUUAACAAUUGUAUUUCUUGUAAUAUUUGCCCUUGAAUUGUAAUUUUUAAGUAUUUAUCAUUUUAUAGUACAAGUGUGACGUUAACAUAACAUUUUAGAAUAACUGAGCCUUGUAUGAAUUGCUGUUUUGUUUACCUGGGCUGUAUUAAUGACUGAAUAUUGACAAUAAGCCUAUUUUAUGCUAAUUGAAAUUUGUUCAUUUCUAAGCUCGGUUACAUCUUGAAGCACAAUUAAAAUGAAUACUUUUCCCAUU